Messenger RNA from Nicotiana attenuata, 2324 nucleotides. Its product is annotated as probably inactive leucine-rich repeat receptor-like protein kinase At5g48380. Bases 328 to 2115 code for a protein of 595 amino acids. Gene Ontology annotation, molecular function: ATP binding; protein kinase activity; protein binding. Gene Ontology annotation, biological process: protein phosphorylation. The transcript is spliced from 2 exons. NCBI's taxonomy places the organism in Eukaryota, Viridiplantae, Streptophyta, Magnoliopsida, Solanales, Solanaceae. The record is from RefSeq and is a predicted model, not a curated record.
CUCGCCUUACGCCCACGCCUUUUAAAACACUGCUUCAAUUUUAAUUUGAUUAGAAAAUAUCCCAACUUCCACAUGUUUGAAACCUUUACGCUGAGAACAUCAAACCUUAAAAGUCAACAAUCAUCAAUAAAUAAAGACAAAAUUGAAGCUUUUUCCAAGUUGCUUUAGUAAACUGCAAGGAAGUUGACUGCUUUGCCUGACUAGUUUGACCCUACCACUUUGCAUCCUUAAGUGUUAAAAUUGAAGUAAAUCCUUCUUCAGAUAGGUUUUCAGUGCUGAUAUUUCCUCCUCUUUAUUCAAGAUUUAGCAAUAGGUAUCUCAAAAUACAUGGAGAAAUCCAAUUCAUUCUUUUUCAUCUGGACAUUUCUUGCCUUUCUGUUGAUAUUACUUAGCAGAAUUUAUGUCUGUAGUGCUGCAGAAAGUGAUUUUUAUUGCUUGAAAUCAAUAAAAGAUUCUUUACAAGACCCUUUCAAUAACUUGGGCAGUUGGGAUUUCAGUAAUGCUACAGAAGGUAUCAUCUGCAGAUUUUCAGGAAUUAAUUGUUGGCAUGUUAAUGAGAAUAAGGUAUUGAGCAUCACACUUUCAAACUAUGGAUUAAUAGGUGAGUUUCCUCGAGGCGUUCGAAAUUGUACAAGUUUGACUAGUUUAGAUCUUUCAGGCAACAAGUUGUAUGGAAAUAUCCCUUCUGAUAUUUCAGUGAUAGUUUAUUAUUUGAUAACACUUGAUUUAUCAAAUAACACAUUUUCUGGCAAUAUACCACCUGAUAUAGCUAAUUGUACUUACCUUAACGUUCUGAGGUUAGAUAAUAAUAAUCUAGAAGGUGAAAUUCCAAGUAUAAUAGGCUCUUUACUUCGUCUUCAGACAUUCAGUGUAGCCAACAAUUACUUGACUGGGGCAGUGCCAUUGUUUGUUAAUGCACAAAUCACAGCUAAGAGUUUUGAAAAUAAUCCAGAGCUUUGUGGGAAGCCCUUGAAAGGAUGUGAGGAUUCUUGGAUAUGGAAACAUAUCGAUCGUGCUUCGUUCAUUAAAGCGUUUGUGGUUGGUUGGGUACUUUUCUUUACGUUGGGUUUAGUCCUUCACUUAUUUCAGUUUCCAAGCAAGGUUAUCAACAAGAUAGUCUCAUUCAACAAAUGGAAACUGAGGGUAAAGGAACAUUUAACUUCAGGAAGCGAUUCGCCAGGUGAAGAGGACUUAAGCAGCAACCAGAAGAUAUUAAGGCUGGAGAAGUUUGUCACUAGAAUGAGUUUUGCGGAGCUGGAAAAAGCGACUUCUGGUUUUAGUGAAAAUUAUUUAGUAGGAAAUGGAAUGUUGGGCAAAGUGUACAAAGCAAUUCUACCAAAUGGAUGGACACUUGCCAUCAAGAAGCUCAAUGAAUGGGAGAAUUUGGAGGACGAGUUUGUCUCUGAGAUAACAACUCUCGGUGGCCUGAGACAUCGGAACCUAUUGCCUCUUAUAGGUUUCUGUACUGAAAAUGAAAAAAAACUUCUUGUUUACAAAUAUAUGCCUAAUGGAAGCCUUCAUGAAUGGCUGCACUCGACGGGAGAUAAGGUUGAGAUUUUGGAUUUCCCACUGAGAGUUAAACUUGCACUUGGGAUAGCAAAAGGUCUGGCUUGGCUUCAUCAUGGGUACGAAUUACACGUUACACACGGAAGCAUAAGCACACGAUGUAUCUUGCUAGAUCAAAAUUUUGAACCUAAAAUAUCCAAUUUUUGGGAAGCAAAAUUUUGGAGUAAGAAUGAGACUGCAUUAAGUUGGAGUCUUUUUCCAGUAGCUGAAUAUUCAGGUUUAGGUUCUUACAAGCAAGACAUCUACUGCUUCGGUGUUGUGCUUCUCGAGCUGGUAACAGGGAAGGAACCACAUGAACUGACCAGCUCGAGAAAUCUAUUUGAUCAUUCGCCUUGUCUACUUGAUGCAGACAGAAACUUGCUUGGAAAAGGAGUCGACGAUUUAAUCCUCCAAUUUCUUGAAUUAGCUUGCAACUGUGUGAAGUUCUUUCCUAAUGAAAGGCCAACAAUGUUGGAAGUGUAUGACACACUGAGGACAAUUUCUCAGGGCCGAACAGACUGGGUACGAGAGAUACCCUUAUCAACUGACAUGUCAAGUCUAUAUGACUAGUGCUGAGGAGACAAAGUAGGAGCACACUAAAUUAAACCAUGAAGGCCAGUCUGUAUAUUAAUAGCUUCUUGCAAUUGUAAUUUCUAAGAAUCUGUAGAUACUUACCAAUAUUGGAAAACCAUAUGGAUUGCAUUUGUAGUUUCUAAAAGAAUAGAAGACUGAUCCUGCAUUAACUUUGUUAAAAUUUUAUACCAUGUAUUUUUCUGAGA